This is a messenger RNA of Fopius arisanus, 7104 nucleotides long. RefSeq names its product Sestrin (gene Sesn). The coding region runs from base 370 to 3096 and encodes 908 amino acids. Gene Ontology annotation, biological process: cellular response to leucine starvation; cellular response to L-leucine; regulation of response to reactive oxygen species. The transcript is spliced from 9 exons. Gene Ontology annotation, molecular function: oxidoreductase activity, acting on peroxide as acceptor; L-leucine binding. Lineage: Eukaryota; Metazoa; Arthropoda; Insecta; Hymenoptera; Braconidae. Gene Ontology annotation, cellular component: nucleus. The record is from RefSeq and is a predicted model, not a curated record.
CCGCCAGUCGGAACGGCUCUUUGUUUAUACACCGAAUAGAAUGACUCGGAGGUCGUCAACAAACGUAAACGGUUCACAAUAUCAACGACAAUAACUGCGAAGGCCCUCAGAGUGUAACCAAAAAUUCGUAAAUUAAUAAAAUGAGGGGAUAAUAAAGGAGAGAACAGAGGGAGUGUGUGUGCCGGGGGGAACGCCUCACCGGUUUGCUCAGUCUGUCGGAAGAUUCCAUUGUGAGUGGAUUUGAAUAAGUUUUUCUCCAGUUAUUUGUUGUGUUUUCGUGGUGUUAGAGGUUGUCAUCGAUUGCUGAGUAACACACCGAGCAAAGGUUGUAGAAGAGGCUGGCCAAUGCAACACAUACAAUAAAUCGUCAUGAAUAAGGAUAAGAAAAAUUGUUCUGGUCCCUCGACGAGGGGUGACGAAGUGGACAUUGUCAACAGAUUCUUGACACCCUUGUGUGCACGAGACGAGACAGCAAGAGAUAUUGCUCUUGCUGCAGCUCGUACACUCGUUGAGGGAUGGCUUGGUGGCAUGUCCAGUCCGAAUCAGUGGAACGAUAUGGAGGAGGUGGAGAAUACGGGUGAAAAACAUUCUGGGAAAUCCAAAAGCCACACUAACCGGUACAACUGUAGCAAUCGAGCAUUUGACCAGGCGCAACCAUUACCUUACCAACCUCAAUUGCGCGAUGCUUUCAGUACUGAAGGUUUCUUUCCACAAAGUAUAACUCAUCAUAGUUCACUUCCCAGUGAUUUGAGACUCGAUAGCACAGAGAGAUACGAUCGUGUUGCUAACGAGGUAUUGAAUUUCAGUACAUCAAAAGACGACAGGUCGAAUUGUAACUCCCUGGAGGUUAUUGAAAAUCUUGGUAACUCAAGUUCGUUAGGAGAGGGUAGUGGACUCAUUAUCGAGAAUCGUAAUGACAAAUGUAAUGCUGAAAGAGAGUCAAGGUUUAGCUCGAGCUGUGACAGUGAUCGCAAGAUAUUCGAUCUAUCAUCGAGUGAAAAAUCAAAUGAGUCAUAUCAGGAGUCGAGACUGCGAUUUGGGAGGUUGAAGGGAGUUAGACAAAAGCAGUUGGAGGAUGAUUUGGAGGCAGACGGUCGAAUCUAUGGGAAGAGUCCGAAGUUUGACGAUAACCUGGGUAACUUUGGUCACCUUGAAAUGAGUCAUGGGAAUAAUGGAUCCAGAAGUGAUGUUCGAAGUUUCUCUGGUAUUGGACAAGGGACGGUAGUGAUGUCUCGUAAUCCAGAGGGAGUCGUCUUCAAUACCUUAGAGGGGUUUGAUGAUCAGGGAAUGAUAUCAGGACAGGACGGGGCUCUGGGAGGAAUGAAUUUGGAACGUAUUGAUCAUGGGAUCAUGUCUCCAUGGGAUCUUCUUCAGUAUUCGUCUGCAUCCAAUAAUGAGUAUUCGGUGGUUAACCCUGGUCAGACCAAACGUCCUUCAUCCCAGGAGAUGUUCCUCUCGAAGAGCGGACACGUUCUCGAGGACUCGGAAGUGACACCUGGUGAUGUGGGGAGAAUGCUCAACCUUGGAAACGCUCUUGAUGGCCCUCGUCCACUGAUUCGAUCCAACAAAUACCUGAGUCUGGUGAUGCUGCAUCUACCGGUGAUUCUUCGACUGAGCGUCAGUUGUCCAUUCGAUAAUGUUAGAAUCAAGUGUGCCGAGAUCAUACACAUGGUCAAGGAAAGGGGACUUCCAGUACCUGAGCCUGCCUUCAACGGACCAAGUGCUUUCAUACCGACGGCGGAGCUUCCAGACCUGAGCAAUCUCGACACGAGGACACAUAUGUUGCUGAUGGAUGCCUUCCUCCAGAACAAUCGACUGGAUCAUGUCUCCCACGUUAUGUCCUCUCACGGAUCGUAUUUGGAACAUUUUCUCAGGACACAGAACUUUGUUCUACGUGGGGAUGGACCACUGCCCUAUGACUACCGACAUCUUAUUGCCAUUAUGGCUGCUGGAAGGCAUCAGUGCAGCUACUUGAUAAACCUGCAGAAGGGAGAGUUUCUGGUGCAGGGCGGAGAUCCCACCUGGCUACAAGGACUCAGGUCGUUACCAGCUAAAUUACAGAAUCUGUAUGAGAUUAACAAGAUUCUCGCGCACAGGCCGUGGUUAUUGAACAAAACUCACAUAGAGAAAUUGACAAAAGGUGCGGAUAGCUGGUCACUGGCUGAAGUAGUUCACGCGAUAGUCUUACUGGCGCAUUUCCACUCCCUAUCAUCUUUUGUAUUCUCCUGUGGCAUUAACGAGGAACUCGACAAUGUCACAGGUCAUCAUUAUAAGGAGAAUGUACAGGACAAUAGCAAUAAUGUGCAACCUGCCAAAGACAAGCUCGUAAGCAGCCCCAAAAAAAUACCCACGGGCGGUGGCAAGACUGAUACCACCCCGUCACCGCCAUCUUCACCGAGUAUAGUCGGAGAACAGGAGGUAGGAGUGGAAACCCUCAUGGAGAGAAUGAAACGUCUCUCGGAAAAAUCAGAGUCCUAUCAGAUAACUCAGGAGGAGCUGUCGAAACGAUUUGAAACUGUUGAGACGCAGUCUGCGGAAUUGGCAGCUGCACCCCAGAGAAGUAGUAAAGUUCUUGAUUCUGAUAUUGGACUUUUCAUAGACGAUCCCACCUUCAUAUACCAAGACUUUGCUAAGAGAGGACAAUUAAAUGACAUACCGACGUUUCGUGUACAAGACUAUUCCUGGGAUGAUCACGGUUACUCCCUGGUAAAUCGUCUUUACAACGACGUUGGGUAUCUCUUAGACGAUAAAUUCAAAACCGCCUACAAUUUGACGUACUACACGAUGGGGACACACAGCAAGGUCGACACAUCUCGUUUCAGACGAGCAAUAUGGAAUUACAUUCAGUGUAUGUUUGGCAUCAGGCAUGAUGACUAUGACUACAAUGAAGUCAAUCAGCUCCUCGAGAGGAGUCUCAAGACAUUUAUAAAAAGUGCUGUCUGUUAUCCUGAGCGAGUAACCAAGAGGGAUUAUGACAGAGUCAUGAGAGAGUUCAAACACAGUGAGAAAAUUCACGUGAAUCUCAUGAUUCUCGAAGCAAGAAUGCAAGCUGAACUUCUUUAUGCUCUUCGUGCUGUCAUGAGAUAUAUGACCUAAUCUUGAGGACAAUGUCGAUUUAAUAUUGAUGAAUUUUGAUCAUUGAUUUUUAUUCAUCGAUUGAGACUUUCAGUGAUGCCUUGAUGCUCCUCCAGUGACGAGAGAUCAAGAGAAUUUCAUCGGGCGGUUUCACAACAAUACAUAGUGACAGAGGGAAGAGCUGAGUGUUUACAAAAUUUAUUGGCAAGAUACGAGAAAUUGGAGUCACCAGUGCGUGGCACUAUGAGUCAUUUUUGUCGAUUUCCAAAGAGAUUGGGCGUGAUUUUGGUAAGUGGGCGGAAACAUUUUGUCGAGUUUUUGGGUGGAGCAGAUUUGUCGAUUUCAGUUUUGCGAAAAUGUCAGGAAAAAAUAGUCAAUGACUCGAGAUCUGAACUUUGCAGUUUGUGGGAGAUUAGCUCUCGUGAUGGACGUCGACGUUAUUUUUUCCACUUCUUCCUGAUUUUUCAAAAUAUCAUUUUGAUUGAAUAUUAUUUCUCUCUGCUUGUCGCUUGCCGUGGGCGUUGAGGGGGAGGUGGGAGGGAAAAUGGUUGAAAGACAAUUAGUGAGACGUUUUGAGCUAGUGACAGCUUUGAAUAAAAAUUAAAUUAUAAAUUUUCAAGUGAAUAAGAGUGGGAGUGAUGUGUAAAUUGUAAGAAAUUAGGAUUUUUCAAUUGUAAAAUGGAGGAGAGUGAUUGGAAAUUAUUCAUUUUAACCCCUUAUCCAAGAACAAUGGGGCUUUUCAAUAAUUUGUAAAUAAUAGAUUGUGUAUUAUUGUAUAUUCGGCUCGUUCCUACUUUUUUUAAAUCAAAUUAUCUAUUUUUAUUGUUUUCGAGCUGUGCUUCCACCAGCUCGUCUUUAUUUUUUAUUUAAAUUGUCUCUUUCGGAGGAAAUUGUUGACCAAAAGAAGAGAAAUAUUUGAUUCUGCGAGUAGAGAUGCAUUUUUCAUCUCGAAUCGGUCUUGUCGGUGUUUGAAAUUUCAGUGUUUUUAUUUUGUCCGUUUAUUCAUUAAAAAAUAUUUAGAGUCGACCGCCCAAUUCAUCUCGUAUUGUAAUUAAUUGGAGUGACGAUUUAAAAUGUGACAGAGUCUAUUGUAAUAAUCGUAAAUGGCCGAUGAUUAAUAUGAAAUAUAUAAUAUAUCUUUCAUUGCUUCUGUUUGGGUAAAUGUAAUUCACGUAAUUUUACCCUUCAAUGAACAAUCGUGUAAAUAAGAGGAUUGUGCUCUUGGAUUGAAACGAUAUUUAGCCACAAAAAAUACAAGACAAAGAGAUAAUGGGAUUAAUCAUUUGAGAGAACAAAUUCAUUGUAAUUUUGGGAAAUUCCAAUUAUUGGAAAAUUUUACGUAAUCGACAGAUCGUAGAAAUCAACGAAUAUUCAUGCCUUCGAUGUUAGGAUUGAAAUUCAAUGGGAUCACUGAAUUUUUUUCAGUGAACAAAGUUGCAGAGAUUUUGAGAACAUAAUCUCCAACACUUCUUGAGAGUCAAUUGAUUUGAUUUGAACACCUUGAAUAAUCACUCGUUUUUUUUUUUUUUGAGAAGUUGAAGGGAAAUAAUCAAAUCCACGUAAAUCACAAGGCAUAAAACGAAUUAAUGUUCUGUGAUCGUAUAUUGAAUCAUAUAAAUAGAAGGAACGGAUAUAUAUUGUAUACAUUUGGGGAUAUUUGAAGAAAAAAUGUGGAGAAAUUGUAAAAAUUCAUCUAGAAAUUAACAUUGUCUAUUGAAAAUCUUUAACCGUGUGUGCGCUAGAGUAGAUUUCCAUCUGAGAUCCCAUAGAAAAAUUGAAGUAUGGAAUAAUGGAGGAAAGAGAAGAAUGAAGGAGUUGGAUUAGUGAUGAAAUUGACCAACCAAAUUGAUGAAUCGUACCAAAAUUUUCGACCAAUAGCCGAGACAUUGAAUUGUAUUUAUACCAUAAAACCGUGUUUACAUAUCAGAUAGGCUCGCGUCGAGAGAUAAACAGUGUAGUAACUCCUCCCUCCUACCUCCUCCUUCUCGAAAAGGAAAAUGUCCCUUAUCAAUAGUUCAUCGUGGUUAACUCCCACUUAAAAUUCAAUCGAUGGAAAUUUUUUUUAUGAUGUCGGAGGAAAUUACAUUUAUUUUAAGCUGGCACCCCCCGAAUAAUUUUUGAUCGAUAAUCAUAAAAAAUUUGAUAGCAGUAGUGCAUCAGUAUUGAGUUUAAUAAAAAAAAAUCGCGUUCUGCCCGAUAAUCCGAUUUGCGAAAUUAUUAAUAAAUGAAAAUGGCAAUUUGGCAAAUAGAUAUUUUUCGUCAUCAUCGCUUGCAUUUGUCGCCUCGGGAAAUAAAACUUCUUACAUGUAAGAAGAUUUAGAGUAAAAAUUUUCCAUUCUUCUCUUUCUUCCCCCCAUCCCCUCCCCAUCUAUUCUAUCCCCAAUCAAUUCCAUAAAACACUAAUAAAAACUCAAUAAAAUUCAGGGUCCGUGGUAGAAAUACGAUUAAAUUCAUAAAAUCAAAAUCGAGGGAACAAACGCAGAAAGAGAAAAUUCAAUCAAUUUCAAGUUAAUCGUAAAACAUGAUUCAUUUUUCAUUGGAUAUAUCGUGGUUUAUAGGUUUAAGAUAUUCAGUACUAAGUCUCACAAAUAUUUGUCCUCUGAUGACUCUGAUAAUGAGUUUCAGUUACGAUAAAGAGUAGUUUAGGCAGAGUUCAGUAGUGAAAUGUAUCUCGAAAAUGAGAAAUUAAGAGAGAUAUAACAAGAGGUUUCGUCAUUUUGUCUCCUAACACCACUCACUUGUCCAAGUUAUUCACAGAUGAAAAUGAAUUCACUCUCGAUUUAUAUAUUUCCCAUGCGCAUCUCUUGUCUCCCCUAGUUUUUUACCUUUCACUGUCUUCUAACCAUUCUUUUAAUCAUUCAUCUCAUCUUACAAUUAUUUCUUUUUAAGAUCGGUCCCUUAUUGGCAUUUGGCCAAGACCCUGUGGAGAAUUCACAGGGCGUAUUUUUUUUUUAAUAAGUUAAGGAAACAAAACAUGAAUGAGGAUAUGCGUUCCACCCAGUUAAUCACCUGAUUUUAUUAUUUCACUCGUGAAGAAAUUAAGUGAUGACGUGCAUCCUCAUGCAAUGAUCUCUUCGAGGGACUGAGCGAGAAAAAAAGUGAAUAAAACUGUUUUUAACGAUGAAAAAAAAUGAAAGAAAGAUAUAUCUAUAUAUAAAUAUUAAAUCGAGAUACUUGUCUUGUAUUUCUAAUGAAUUUUUUUCUCCUUUUUGUACUCAAAGGCACGAUGUUGGUUCUUCGUGGACGAAAUAACUAACGAGUGAAAUUUGUAACGAUUAAUUUCGAUUGUUGAUAUGAAGUAAUGCGAAAAAAACGUGAUUUUGACGAUGUAACAGUGUUAGAAUGUAGAAUUAUUUUUGAGUCUUUCUUAACCAUACGACGUAUGGAUUUUCUCUAUUUUUAAGAUAAGUUCUUCAGUGGAAUGAUGAAACGUAGCAAAUAGAAUUCAUUUCAGAUGGAGUUAUCUGCAGAAAAUAAUAAGAAUAAUUUGGCUGAUGGUUAAUUUUAUUCUCUUACUAUUUUCUCCUCAGAUCACUCGCAAUGGAAAUACCUGGAGCUCCAAUGAGCAUAAAAAUAAUGUACUAUUCUGUUACGUUUUAGCAAUUCACUGCUAAACUGUAAAUUGAGGUGAUGUUGAAUAGUAGGUUGAACCAAGGCUUGUGUGAUUUGAUAUUUCAACUCGUGAAGAGUGACCAGAAAGUUGAGCAGUUGAAUUAGAUCGUGAUAUUUCUAACUCAAAUAAACAAAAUAAAUAUUUCUUUUUAAUCACAACACAUUAAGAUCGAACUCCAGCUUCGUACCACACGCAAUUCAAAAAUAUUAAUUAUCAAUAACUCCAUUUUUUAAUAAUUUAUUCGUGGAACAGAGACGAGGAGAAGGCGAGGGGAGAAACAAAGCGAAAAAUCUCAUUUUAACUGACACUAAUAAAAAUAUUGUAAACCGUACUUUCACUAUUGUCACCGGAACGCCCUAAACAAUCAGAAUGAAGGCAUGCAUUAUGAAUACCAGUAAAGUUUCAUUGAGAAACCA